CCCUCUUCAUUUGGAAUGGAAAGGGAGGAGGUUUAACAUAUGAAGUGUGUUCCGAGAAGUGCAUGAAAUUUUAGAUGGUAAUAACCAUUCGCAUAUUGUAUGUCUCCCCAUAACGCCAUGAAGAAUUGCGAUCCGGGUUCCCCCGCCGACCAUGUUGGCCACCAGGUGGUGUCGUCACUGCAGCAGGCAGCUCGCGGUCCAGCCAAUCAGAUCGAGGCCAGAAGACAGACGGAGAACGUCGAGUUGGCAGGUACGACGUUCGAGUGUUGUUGCAGCGGCUUCGACAACGAUGCCUUUGAUGUAGAAGAGGUCGAAAGUGUGUCCAUCGGUCAUCGUACGGCCGCCACCGUGUCGGAUACAAAGUGUAGCCCAGUCCAGUGCCACGUUUCAUCGUCGCCAGCUGGCAGUCCUACCCCGCUCGCGCCUGCAGUCGGCAAGCUCCGUGCCAGUGGAUGUUUCAGCAGAGGCAAGCCAGUGCGCUUGAAACGACGUCGUGUUACGGGUAGGUCGACAGAUGCCGUCGACAAGAGUGUAGUCGGUGCUGAUGGUGUGAUUGUCGAUCCCGUGCCCACAGCCUGCGAUCCAAGUUCGUCUACAGUGAGCGUCGAGCAGGAUGUCCGACGAAACGGCCGUUCCACUGUUGCUAGGUGUGGUGGUACCGAAGGUUUAGUGGAGAAUGUGUUAAGUGCGAGUCACGACUUGUACGGUGGGAUGGCCCGAGGCACCAUCACCUGCGAUAGCAUGGGAAGGACCAGGCACAGCGAGACCCCUAAUCCCGCUCCGUCGACAGAUAGGUGUAAUCGGGAGUGGUUGAACCCGAGCGGUCGUCAUGGUAACGAAAGGAGGACCCCUAACUCUGAUGGCUACACCAGCGUAGAUAGUGGCCCCUCCAAUACGGAUAUCUUGCCAGAUAUCCUCAAUUCGCACAUGCCUCCACCUUAUUCUACCCUACCGCCCCUGACAGACAGAGGUGGUAGGAGACUUCCGCCUCCUUCUCAUCCUCCUCCGCCUCCUCCGACGGUAGCCCCCAUGUGUGGGACGCCGGGCACGGUAUUACCCGCCUGCCCUCACUCUCCACCCAGGAGGUCCAUGAGGAGGGGUGGAUUCAGACCCUUUCCUCCCAGGGACCGAUUGCGUUCGUCCGGUCGGACGACGGCCUUCAGUAACCAUGCAGCCUCCGAAUCGGAGGAACCUAAACAUUGCUGUGGUGUCAUGGUGACGCAAACGGUGAGCAUAAGGUGGUUUAUCGUCAUGAUUGCCUUCGUUGGAUUAUGUUGUGCUAUAGUCGGUACUGUGUUGGGUGCUCUGAAGGCUACGGGAAGAGAACAUCUCACCGUGUCUCUGCUCAUGAUAGGGGUUGGUAUUGUUUUAAUUACUGUAAGUGGUAUUGCUUGGAGGUUAACUUCACAUGAUGCACCAUCUUGUCGAGCUAUGUUGGGAUUACAAACCAAUGAUCAAGAACCAAAUAGACGUUUUGUGCCUCGAGUGCCACCUUAUGGACGUCCUCCUCAUCCAUAUGCUGCCAUGAUGUACCCUGAAUUUCAAUAUCGUCCUCCUCCCCCGUCCUAUCAGGCAUCUAUGCAGGAGUAUCGUCUCCGUCUUCUCCUUCUUGAUCGACAACAGGGAACAACAACAACAUCACUAUCACCAGUGUCACCACCACCCACAUAUAGAUCACAUGGGAGCACGCUCCAUUCCAGGCCCCCACUUAAUAUGAUGGAAAGAGACUACAGUAGACCUCCUAGUUAUCGUUCAAGAGCUAGUUCAGCAGGAGUGCUCCGAACCAAUACGGAUACUCUUGAUUCGAGGGUCAAUGAACGUGAGGGAACUAUUAGCCAGAAUGGAACUCCAGCUAGUCCUAGUCACAGCCAGUCACAUAGUCGCAAUCCUUCUUUGAGUCUCAGUUUUUUGUCUCACGAAUCUCUUUUUGUUGACUCUAAUCACUCGCGGCCGACCGAUUCUGCUAAUGCAGCUACUAGUGACAAUACCAAUCCAGUGCACUUUACUAGCCCUAGUGGUGAAAGCCAGAACUCUGUGGUGGCAGGACUCAGUGAUGAAAGCCCUCUAGCAACUCAUGAAAUAACUUCUACGGACAUUGUACCUGUGAACUGGAGGGCAGAGGAUCAGAGUUUGUGGAGUCUACGUAAGAAUCAUGAUAUUAAUGCUGUAACUAUAGUUCAGACUACGGACUCUUCACAAGUGCUGAAUCAAGAUACAGUGGUUGUAUCCAUAUCUGGACAAACAAUGAGGUCUUCUGCGACAACACCUGGAAGUGGUAGUCAGGGAGAGGUACAGAUCCUGGCUCAUGUCUGACACCAAAUUUGUUCCACAUACAUGGUUCAUGUUCCUGUGUUACAAUAUAAUUGCACUAAAAAUACUCAGCUGGGAUUUGUAACAUCAGUGUCUACUCUGUUCAAAAGUGGAACAUCUAAUCACUAGAAAGCUUAUUUCUUCAGAGAAUGCAUUUAAAAAAAAGCCGAAAGGGGCAACUGUAAACAGUACACUGGCAAUAUAUAAAUAUAUAUACAAUAUAUAUUUCAACUUCCCACUGGGAUCUAUGCACUUUUUGUCCAUUAUUUCAUGUAAUAUAUAAGAACUUGUACUUUUGUGAAUCAUCGUGGUUAAAUACUAUAAAAAUGAUGGAUUUAUGAACAAUGAACGAACAAAGGUGCUAGCACUGAUUUACUUUUAUACCAUGUGAAGGUAUGUAAUUUAAACUGUUAUACAGUUAAUAGUAAUGUAUCAUAUAUUCAAUAUUUCAAGCAAAUAUAGACAAGUGCUCAGCCAACAAAAUCUAAAAAUAUAAUUUUAAGCUCAAAGAAAACUUACUUUUAUGAUGACAAUAAUUUACUAGUUUAUUUUCCUGCACAAACUUGUCUAUUCUAUCAAACUGCAUUUAUGCAGUAAACACAAACUUAUAAAUAAAUAUAUAUCUAUAUAUAUAUAUGUACACUUGUAUAUGUAGAAAGUUAAAAGCCAAGCCAAUCAGUUGUUACAUAAGUCUAUUUUGCCAGAGUGGCUGAGUUAUUGUCUGAUGUAUUGGAGCAGGUACUGUGAUGCCAUAUCAUCAUACCAAAUGUAUUUAUUCAUUAUGUCCACAAACUUCUGCAAAUCACGAUCAUGGUAGAAGAAUAGAAUGUACAUCUUUGCAUUAUAUUUCUUGUCUCUUAACUGUAUAGUCUCCGAUUUUUCUUAUGUCGCUCGUACAUCAGAAUGUACAAUAGAAAAUUUUCGAUAUUUAAAGUUAUAGUUUAAUGGAAUGUAUUUUUUACUGUAUCAUACACUGUAGAAUAGUCAAAUACUGUGUGAUGUGAUGUGGCCUAUGUGUUGUAUCACCAUCUGCCAGUCAAGUCAAGAUAAAAUAAAUACCAAAUAAUUUGUUUCUAUUUGUCAAA
Messenger RNA from Centruroides sculpturatus (bark scorpion), 3395 nucleotides. Its product is annotated as mucin-6-like. The transcript has 5 exons. Bases 100 to 2313 code for a protein of 737 amino acids. The record is from RefSeq and is a predicted model, not a curated record. Lineage: Eukaryota; Metazoa; Arthropoda; Arachnida; Scorpiones; Buthidae.